This is a messenger RNA of Patiria miniata (bat star), 4251 nucleotides long. Its product is annotated as calcium-binding protein P-like. The coding region runs from base 136 to 702 and encodes 188 amino acids. Gene Ontology annotation, molecular function: zinc ion binding. The record is from RefSeq and is a predicted model, not a curated record. NCBI's taxonomy places the organism in Eukaryota, Metazoa, Echinodermata, Asteroidea, Valvatida, Asterinidae. The transcript is spliced from 4 exons.
CUCUGACCUUACGGUCACCCUGUAUAACACUGCAGGUUACUCCGUACACACCAAAGAUCCGUGCAGCAACGUCAACGCAACGGAGCUGAGACCCACCCUAAAAUUGGAGAGAUAAUUUUGACGCCAGGUGUAACCAUGAGUGAUCCAGUACAGCCACCACCAGGCAGCGAGCAACCACCGCCCCCUUAUCCUACAGAAUACAAGGCACCUGAUGGCAGCUACCCGCCGCCCCAGGGCCAGCCAGGAUACGCCCCACAGGGCCAGCCAGGAUACGCCCCACAGGGCCAGCCGGGUUACCCCCCACAGGGACAGCCUGGGUACCCCCCACAGGGCCAGCCUGGGUACCCCCCUCAAGGCCAGCCCGGUUACGCCCCACAGGGCCAGCCAGGUUACCCACCACCGGGCACCGUAGGUUACCAUGCAGGCACCACUGUGGUGACCGCCCAGCCUGCUGUCACUACCGUCAUUCAGCAGUCAUUCCGGGAGUUCCCUGUCCAGUGCCAGUGUCCCAACUGUCACAAUCAGGUGACCUCUCAGGUGACCUACGUCACGGGGACCCUAGCCUGGCUCCUCUGCCUGAUCAUGUUUUUCUUUGGGUUGUGGAUCUGUUGCUUCAUCCCGUUCUGCAUCGACAGCUGUCAGGAUGCCAUUCACAACUGCCCGGUCUGCAAGUACCAGUUAGCCACCUUCAAUCGCAUGUAGACACCCAGCAGCAUGGGCUGUGAGAUCACAAGAAAGGUUCUCCCCUCCCCUUCAUCCUUUCCCUCCCUCAAUCCAGACCUUGCAUGGAACAUCUCAAAACUUGGAGCACUUGGAACAUUCCAUGUGCAGUGGCACCAGUUCAAAUUAGGGUACGCACAAGGUUCUCAAUUAGAACAGUCUUGGAAAGAAGCUCAUGAGUUUGUUUGUCUGAUAAAAGAAAACGCAGCUGUGUACGCUUACUUUGGACUGGCCUGUUGUUGUGGUGGAACACCAGAGUUGUCAACAAAUUAUCACAAGUCAUCACAGGUCAAUCACAAGUCAUGAUAGUCUGAAGUCAAGUGACAAGCUAGUGUAUAGUGACAAAGGCAUUCCUUAGUCACUUUGCAUCCCCUGUCUCUUAUGACCCAACGUGUGAUUUGACUUGUGAUUACAACGCGAUUACAACUCUUCUUUGGCAACAUGGUGCAGUGUUGCCAGGAAAGCAACAUGCUCACAAACCAAGAUCCGUGUUUUGAGAUUUUUCCAAAUGGAGGUUAUUGUAUUCUUAAUCACCGUUUUUUUGUUUUUUUUAAUCAAAUUUAACUUUUGUGUAGGUCUGAUCUCAUGUCCCCUUAAUAGGCAUAAUUUCCCUGGCGCCUAUCCAGUCAACCCAGUCAACAGCCCGUUGAAAUUUUCUCUCCCAUGUCAACUACAUUGUUUGUCCAGGCCAAACUUUUCAAAAGAGGAAGGAAGUCAUCCUGGGGAAAAAGAAACAAUUAUAGGGAGUGGUUUCUAAGGAAAAAACAGAGAGUGUUUUUCUUUGGUUUACUGACCUCUUGUUCACAUUGAAUUUAGUUUGGAUAUUAGCAUAUAGUUUUUUACCAUAAAAAUGGUUUGGAUGCAGUUGUUUCCAGUACUAUGUAAGGAAAAUUGUUUUCCUGUUGGAUAAACAACCAACCUGCCAAAUUGCAGACAGAUUUUUAAAAAAUGCAGCACGUCUUUUAAAAUAUCCGUUCAGUGAUUUUUCACUUGAUGAGCAGGACUUCGUCCAAAUAUUGAAGCUUCAUUGCAUUGUGCAGUUCAUUUGAGCUCUCUCAAAAAUGACAAAAGUCCAAUAAAAAAAACCUCUGAUACUUCCCUGGAAGAGACCAUUUCCGACCCCCUGUUGAUGUCAGAUUUUGAUACUUCAGCCUGUUCUGUAAUCUUGCUAAAUCUUGCUUAUAAUCUUGUUAUAAUCACACAACUCACAACGUUUGCAAGCACUUGGAACUGGGAACUGUCCAAAUUGAGGAUGCCAAUACACAUUGCACAAAUUAUAAAAUUGUAUUUUGUUCUUAAUACUUGUUUUUGUCAUGAAAUUACAAAAAUAUAGUAAAAACAAUAUAGUGAUCAUGGUAAUUAAAUGAAGGUCUGAUUUUUUUUUUUAUCAUUUCUCCUUUUUUAGACAGCAAACAUGUAUAAGUUUUCUUGCAUUUAAACUGAGGUGUUUCGAGCAAGUCUAACUAAAAGUAAGUAAGUCGUAGUUUUAAGCUGUUUUAAUGGAUUUAAGUGUAACUCAAAUGUCUAGUCGUAAUGAAUGGUUUGCUAGUGUUUUUUUUUAGAGUAGAAUAUAUGAGCUGUUACGCAUGAGCGUUUCUCACGCAUCGUGCGCGCGGCGUGCAAUACUAGAUCAAAAGGGAUGGGAUGAAAAUGCAUGGUGAAUGGAACCAAAAAUGCACAGUUAUGACGUAGGCCGUGCAAAGGUUCGAUUAAUGAAUACCGCGUGACCUACAAUCCUCCAAUCAAAUGACAAGGAUUUACUUGGGUGCUAUAUACAAUCUAUUAUGAGUUACAGAUAAAGCCAAUAUUACUUGUAGUUCCACAAAAUUAUGAACAUGUGUUUAUUAAUGGUUAUAGUACAUUGUAGUAUAGUCAAACAGGAUUCUCGCAUGAGUGCUUAAUUGUCUUAAUAUGAGAAACAUUUUACGAUUUUUUUUUUUUUUGAUUCCAGUUUUUACUAAUUUUUAACAGCAUUUAAAAGUCUCAACUAUCCCAACUAAACAUUUCUUCAUGUAUUUAUUUAUUUUUAUUUUUUUUAUGCAGGCUUUUUUAUCAGGUUUAUUUUGUUUUUAAUGAUAUUCUUGUGGGAAAAAAAUAUUAGUAUUCCAACUUGCAGGGUCAUGCACUAGAAAUACAAAUGUUUAUUCUGAAAUGUUGAAUUUUGCAUUGUAGCACACGUGCAUCGGUCUUUUACCAGUUUUAUUUUUGAUCUUGUUUUCUUUUUUACCUUGAAAUUCGUGCUCUGAAAAAACAAGGAGACUUUCUUUAUUUGAGUUCUCUCCGCAUAUUAGUUACCCAAAUACUUGUUUUAUUUUACAGCACAUUAGAUCGUUUAUUUUUGUAUGCUUCCGGGGUAUCUCCAUUUUCACCAAAUAUCAAUGUACAUGUAUUCAGGUUUUUUAUCUGUGUAGAUUUUCAAAGUAUUUUAGUGGCUUUUUGUCCUUAAAAAAAGACAUGUAUAAAUAAUGUAUCUAAAUAUGAAUGUCAUGCAUGCUAUAGAUUGCAGUUUUCAAAAAAUCAAGUAGCAUGCUACAUACAUGUGUAGCAUGCUACAUGUGUAGCAUGCUACAUGUACUUGAUUUUCUGAAAACUGCAAUAUUUAGCCAGUGUCCGUUUGGUUAGCAAAAGGAUACACCAUGUUAUUUUUUAGAGGCUUGGACUGCUUGAGUGUCAAGAAAGUGAAGCUGAAUUUGAGAAGGAGAUCGAGUCACAUAAAACAGUGGAUUUGUCGGUUUGUAUUUACAUCGUCAUUUAGAACUUUUUUGGGCAGAUCACACACGUAGCUUUUUAAGGGGCCGUAUCAUAAGUCCAACACCUCAUAGGUCCGACGCCUCAUAAGGCGUCAGACUUAUUAGGCAUAAAUUCCACCUCAUAGGUCCGACGCCUCAUAAGUCUGACACCUCAUAAGUCCUACAAUGGACAAACGCUGUCUCAGACUUAUGAGGCAUCGGAGCUUUGAGGCGUCGGACUUACGAGGCAUCGGACUUUCGAGGCGUCGGGGCUAUGAGGCGUUGGACUUAUGCGGCGUCAGACCUAUGAGGCGGAAUAAAUAAUUUUUGUGCCUCAUAAGUCCGACGUCUCAUAUGUCCGUCGCCUCAUAAGACUGAAAUUUUGGACUUACGAGACGUCGGACCUACAUGUAUGAGGCGUCAGACUUAUGAGCGGUCCCCCUUUUUAAAAUGGGUAAUCUGCAGUCUAACCUGCUAAAUCUAACAAAAUCCAACAUUUGAGAUUUUGACGUAGGCUUUGAUUACAAGCGUAAACUGGCCAUGCCUUGAAGCGUUAGUUCAAUUUCUCCACAAUGUAUUAAAAGUUUGAAAGAAAUCACUUGCUGUUGGAUCUCCCGUUAGGGUUAAUUGAUUUUCUUUUAAAUUAUGAUAUUGAAGUGAGAUUGGUUUGAUAGCUUGCGAUUGAUUAUGCAGUCUUGAAACAGUCAAGUAAUGGACUUCUAGUUUAAAUGACAUUGAUACUCCUUUUCUUCUGAUGUACUACCAUAUAAUUAUUAUGAAUAAAAAGUAGAUUAGUAGUAAA